UACGAUUCAGUCAAUCAUUGGACUUUGCUGUGAUGCGUAGACGCUGUGUAUACAUAAUGUUGACUGCUUGCGGUGUGUUGAGUGCGGUCCUGGUCAGUUUGCUAGUGAUCACGCUCAGUACAUCUCAGGCAGAUGCUGCAACUCCAAGAGACACAGUUCUCCUUGCUUUGGCCAACAAUCAGGGUGAAGUGCUAGGCAACUAUGAUGAGACAACAUGGACAGGUCAGAGGUUCAUGCAAUUUCGUGGUAUUCCCUAUGCAGAGCCACCAAUUGGCUCAUUACGCUUUCAACCACCGGUUGCUCGGAAGGCCUGGUUCCCCAAAAUACUUGACGGUUCGACCUUUGGACAGCGAUGUCCAGUGAUAACGCAUAUUGAUGGCCAGUUAUCUGAUGCUCAGCUGGAAGAUUGCCUUAAUCUCUGCGUCUACACAAAGAAUCUCACAGCUCGUCAGCCGGUGAUGUUUUAUAUCUAUGGCGGUGGCUUUUACAACGGCUCCGCGGAGGAUCAUCCUCCACACUAUUUGCUCGAGCAAGAUAUUGUCCUGGUAGUGCCACAUUAUAGAGUUGGCGCUUUAGGUUGGCUAACAACCCGAUCGAAAGAGCUGCCAGGCAAUGCUCCGAUUGCUGACAUUCUUUUGGCCCUGGAUUGGGUACAGCAACAUAUACAUUUGUUCGGCGGCAAUGCCGAUCAGGUGACCAUUGUUGGUCAAAGUGCUGGGGCUUGUGUAUCUAGUGCUCUGCUCUUGAGUCCUUAUCGCUCCGAUGAGAAUCUCUUUCAUCGUGCCAUUGUUCAAUCGGGGUCGAUAUUCGCUGCUUGGGCCACUAACCCUAAUCCAUUGGCACAGGCCCAAAGAAUUUGCGUGGCCCUGGGCUGCUCUGAUACCUGUGACUCCGAGUGCUUGCAAGCGGCAAGAGUUGUCGAUAUUCUACAGGUAACGCAAUUGGAACGCUUUUCACCAAUCACUGGAGAUUUGAUGGGCUUAUUGCCAAAGGAAGCCAAUGAGUUGAUCAAGACCUAUAAGCGAAAGGUUCCCCUGCUGACAGGUUUCACCGAGCACGAUGGAUCGUUUGUAUUAGCAACCUAUUAUGAUGUAUUAUGUGCCCAGAUGGCAAAUAUAAGUUCAAUGAGUGUACGCCAGUUCUCGCAAGGAUUAAUUAAUAUGAUGAAUGAUACAACUGGUCUAACAGAUAAUUUACUCUACCGAUUACUCUAUACGCCAGAAUUAUUACACAGCUACGAGCAUAAGACGGCACUGCCAAGUUAUUUCGAUCUGACAACCAUAACAUAUAUGAAGUCUCCAGUCAUCAGCUUGGCCACCAAACUUUAUGCUCGACAAACCGAUGACACGCCCAUUUAUGUCUAUAGUUUUGAAUAUGAAGGUAAUCAUACGCGUUUCGGCUACGAACUUGACAACUCGUAUUAUCCUUUUAAUGGCGGUGUUCAUCAUUCUAAUGACAAUAUCUACAUCUUUGCCACCCAUCAUUUGGAAGAGGGCAGUACAGAUGUUCAGAUAGCCCGUCAAAUGAUUGAAAUAUGGACAUCGUUUGUCAUCAAUGGAGAGACCAAGCAUUUGAGCUCUUUGAGUAGUGCCGAAGGACCAUACAACCGCAUUGACUUGCAAGUGGAAAGCGCCAACGAUUUGCUGCAGACGCUCACUGCCACAAUUGAUGAUCCGAACAAUGGACGGCUCCAAAGAGACGAUGUGGAGUUCUAAAGCUUAAGCUUAUUAUAAAUCAAAUCUAUACUUAACACCACAUGCGUAUCCACAGUAAAAUAAUUAAUUGCUCAAUCACUA
Molecule: messenger RNA, 1796 nt
Organism: Drosophila willistoni
Lineage: Eukaryota; Metazoa; Arthropoda; Insecta; Diptera; Drosophilidae
Product: glutactin
Exons: 5
Coding region: 33-1715 (560 amino acids)
Source: RefSeq, a predicted model, not a curated record